AUGGCCCUCAACACUACAUUCGCCUGGGGAGGUGCUCUACGACUGGAUUCCACUAAAUCACCAUUCUCCUCCCCAGUCCCGACUACUCACAAGGCCUUUACGAACGUCAAGCCAGUGUCAUGGAAGCGUCACAACAUUGGGGGAAUCCUUAUAACAAUAUACGGCCUGGAAGAAGUCGCUCGGCAUCCCCAGAGUAUCACAUGUCUAUGGCUUCUGCACGGUCGGGGCGACACCCAAGAUAGCAUGGCAUACACCGCCUCGGGCCUUCUAGAAGCAUGGAACUCGCAACGGAAAGACAUGACGCAAAAAGGCCUGAUCUGUAUCUGCUUCGACCAGCGCAACCACGGAUCGAGGAUGAUCGAGGCGGAUCACAACGUCUCUUGGAAGCAGGGAAAUGCCACACAUGGGCAGGACAUGUUCAAUUCGUACACUGGCACCGCGCAGGACCUUUCUCUACUGAUGACGCAGCUGCCCAUGUAUCUUCCCUUCAAAAUCGACGAGCACAUAUGUGGAGGCGUCAGCCUUGGAGGUCAUGCAUCGUGGGUGGCCGUCAUGAAUGAUCCGCGGAUUGUCGGUGCGAUCAUUGUCGUCGGAUGCCCUGAUUACACCACUAUGAUGACCGAUCGUGCUAUUCGGAGCAAGGUCCACUCUACUCUCACAAGCGAUCCCCCGGGACGGAACUUUCUUGGCUCGAGCGAUUUCCCUCAGAGCCUCCUCGCGGCAGUCGAGCAAUACGAUCCUGCGGGAAUGCUCUAUGCCGAACUCGAUAUUUACGAUGGCAAGCGGGAUUUAAUCUCGACCCCAUCGGCGGCCGAACAGAAGCGACUUCGACCGGUCUUGACUAAAGCCCUAGCUGGUAAGAAGAUCCUAUGUCUCAGCGGUGGCAAGGAUCGCCUUGUGCCUUACGGCUGUGGUGAAGGGUUUCUGUCGUGGCUGAAGCGCGCGAUCGAUCAGCCUACAGGAUGGGCUGGGGACCUCAAGAUUCGUUUGCACGACUUCAUUGAUCCUGCUGCUGGCCAUGAAUUCUCAGCGCCGAUGCGAAAGGUGGCUCAAGACUGGCUGUGUGCUUUCCUCGAUGGCGAUGAAGUUGAUUCCGGAAAGAUGCAGAGCAAGAUCUGA
This is a messenger RNA of Dissoconium aciculare CBS 342.82, 1119 nucleotides long. RefSeq names its product alpha/beta-hydrolase. NCBI's taxonomy places the organism in Eukaryota, Fungi, Ascomycota, Dothideomycetes, Mycosphaerellales, Dissoconiaceae. The coding region runs from base 1 to 1119 and encodes 372 amino acids. The record is from RefSeq and is a predicted model, not a curated record. The transcript has a single exon.